AUGAAAAUGGCUGGAAAAUUUGCAGUGCGUGAUGUGGCAGCCGCUCUUUCGAAUCUAAUCCAAGCAACGAAGAAUGCAUCGGGUCGCUCACUGCACGAUCCGGCAAUGGGACAUCUCAAAGAAGCAGCCAAGGUGAGGCCAGUUGUCACUGCUAAGAUUUCCUUCUGCUCUUUGGGACGAAUUGAUAGGAAAUCUGGCAUAGCUGUAUAG
Messenger RNA from Gongylonema pulchrum, 210 nucleotides. The record is from the annotation of a GenBank genome assembly. NCBI's taxonomy places the organism in Eukaryota, Metazoa, Nematoda, Chromadorea, Rhabditida, Gongylonematidae.